Messenger RNA from Pangasianodon hypophthalmus (striped catfish), 2900 nucleotides. RefSeq names its product protein phosphatase 1, regulatory subunit 18 (gene ppp1r18). Gene Ontology annotation, molecular function: phosphatase binding. NCBI's taxonomy places the organism in Eukaryota, Metazoa, Chordata, Actinopteri, Siluriformes, Pangasiidae. Bases 1 to 2493 code for a protein of 830 amino acids. The record is from RefSeq and is a predicted model, not a curated record. The transcript has 4 exons.
AUGUCGGUCUCUAUGCUGCCGGACUGGAAGCAGCUCCUCCUGGAACGAAAGAGAAGAGAAGAGGAGGAGAGAGAGAAAAGAGACCGAGAGGAAGAGGAGAGACUGGCUAGCAUGCCAGCCUGGAAACGAGGGAUCAUUCACCGUCGCAAGGCAAAGCAGGAAGGUGGAGGAGAGAAGGACGGAGAAAAAGUGAGAGAAGCAGGACGAGAGUUCGAACCCAAGACUGUGUCUGUAGAACCCAUCUGGAAAAAUUAUUUUAUUUUUUCACAGAAUGGUUUUACAAGAGAGCAGCAGAGGAAAGAAAUGGAGAAAGGGAACAAUGAAGGAAAGAGACAAAGAGAGCGCAACUACGAGAGGAUGAGUGGAGAGAAAAAAGAGAAAUACAAAGAGAGAGAAGACAACAGAGGUAAAUGGAUACAGAUGGAAAGAAUCAGAGAGAGAGAUAUAAUUGAGGGCAUGAAGGAAAGAGAGAGUGAUGCUGAUAGAGGAAGGAAAGUAGGGGAGAGAGAUGACGUCCUCUCCACUCUCGUCUCUGGUAUUCACACCAUUAAAGCAGAAAACAUCAUCAUCAUUGAGAACAGAAAGAACCAACGAGAGAAGGUAGAGAGUGAUGGAGAGAGAAAAACUGAGGAGGGAAAGAAGCAAGGGAUGGACCUGAAGGAGUUUCUGGCUGGUGGAGAAAAAGUGACUGAGAUCUGUGUAUCAGAGGUGCUGAUCAUCCAGCCAUCCAUAAAAGAAGAGAGGAGCAAGGAAGACAGGAAGCAAGGGAAUGAAGAUGAAAAGAAAAGAACAUUGGGAGUAAUAGAAAGAGAGGGAGGGGAAACAGAAUGCAGAAGGGUAAGCCAACUGAUUGGAAAAUUUGGUGAGAAUUAUAAAUUUCCCUGCAGGUCCAAAAGCAGUGACUGCUUCGUCCUUAUGGAAAUGGGGGGAGAGAGAGAGAGAAAUGAUAGAGAACAGCAAACAAAAUUCCAAAAUGAAUCCAUGAAGAUUGUGAAAUAUGGACAGGCAGUGACACCAGUGCCACAGUCCAUGGUAAAGUUAUCAGAUGGAGAGAUAGAAUCACAGAGCAGCAGAGAGGAGCAAGGGAUGAGUAUGACCUGGAACGAGGCAGUACAUCACAAAGGAGAGAUAAUCAACCUUAGACCAGUCUUUUACGGGAUCAGUGAGCAGAGCUUCUCAAGGAAAGAUAGGGGUGAAAUAAGACAAGUAGAGAGGAGGUUGAGCUGGAAGGCUGGGAGAUCUUUGACCAGAGUGGAGUCUCUAAGAGAGAAUAUACAGCAGAAAGAGAGAGGAGGAGAACGAGUAAGAGAGGCUAAGAUGGAGAGCAGACAGGAAGUGGCCUCACCGCAGUCUCUCAGCCAGUUUGAUGUCACAAGGGAAGUAAGUAAAGAGGAACUUCCUGUAUGUGUUCCUCCUUCUCUCUCAGCUGAAAAAGAACCCUCUGUUCUCACAGAGCGACAUGACGGAGUGAUACGAACACUAGAAAGAGAAAAAGAACAAGAGGAGGAUCUGUUGGGGGAGAAUUACAUCGCUCCUUCUCAAUCUUCAUCCUCUUCCAGUUCUCCACCUCCUCCUCUCGGCCACACUCAGCCUGCCAUGAGUCGGAUCUAUAACCUGAAGCCUGCAACCUCCCGGGCCGGUGUGUGUAUCACUGAGAGGAACCUGGACGUCCAAGCACACAGUGGAGGAAUAAUAAAGAUCCGAUCUGGGGGACAGUUUGCGCCUGGUCCUCCGAAAAUUGCGUCAGAAAUAGUUUCACUGCGAUCGGUGCAGCGUCAAGUAGAGCAGCUUAAUCUCAAAGAACAGGAAGUCCAGAGACGAAAUGAUGGAGGAGCGUCGCAAAAACAGAACGUGUGUGAGACAGGUCAGGAGCAAAACGUCGAUAUGCAAAAAAGCCAAACACACACCAUCUCAAAACCUUCCUCAGAACUGAGGGUACAGACUCAACUUCCGCAAAUCAGCACUUCCACCACAAAGAACAUAAACACUCAAAUAGAGCCAACUGUCACAACUCCAUCUACUCCUCUCUUCACCAUCCGGAGCGCCUCUGGAGGCCCAGGAAAGAGAGGCGCCACCUUUACCAUCACUCCCAGGACACCUUCGUCUUCUGUCACAACUCUUAAAGUGUCUUCGUCUUCCAGCACGACUUCUAAAGCACCAAGUAACACACCAGAACUGUCCAAGAAACGAUAUCCAACUGCAGAGGAGAUUGAAGUGAUUGGUGGUUAUCAACACCUGGAGAGAUCCUGCUUGGUGAAGAACCGAGGAUCUCCAAAAAUGGUGAGAGUGCGUUUUGAUGACUCUCAGUUGGAGUGUGUGUCUACAUACCCGUCAGAGGAGUCUAUGGUCGGAGAGGAGGGAAGCAGCGAUGAUUGGUGGAGAAUGGAGGAAAAAAAAGAAGAAAAGGAUGAAGAGGAGGAUGAAGAUGGAGUAAUUGGAGCAGGAAGAGGAAUGAACAGAGUGCUUCGAGUGGAUGAGUCAUGUCGGCGUUAAUCGCUGUCAUCGUAACCUGAACCUGAAUUUUCACAGUUUAAUAGCUGACUGAAUGUGAUGAUUAGGAUGGAUAUUUCUGUGUGAAUAAAAUGCUGUCUGCACAUUGAUAAUAUACAAUAACAGUAAAUGAAAUAGUAUAUAAUUAUAAAGAGUCCUGUGCAUAAUCAUUUAUUAUCAUUAAUAAAUUAAUAAAAAAAAUAAGCAAAAUACAGAUCUUCCAUGUUUACAUAGGGCUUUGGUGUUGUGUUCUUAUAAUUUUUUAAUUAACUGAUAGUUUUGUUUGUUUCUGGGUAAACUUUAAUAUUGCAGUAUUUCUGAUGUGUAAUUUUGGCUAAUUCUGUUUUCUUUUAUGGUUCAAGAAGCUGGCUUCAAAUAAAAAUGUAAAUAAAAAUUAAUAUUUUUCAGCA